UCUCCUCCGAUCUCCCUCCUCCUCCUCUUCUUCUUCUUCUUCUCUCUCUCUCUCUCUCUCUCUCUCUCUCUCUAGACCUCUCAUCCCUCCAUAACGAAGCUACAGAGCAACACCAGAGCAAAAGCUUUCUCCCGUUUCGUCAAAUUGUCCUUUCAUCUCUCUCUCUCUCGCACGCACGCACUAUGAGAUCACAAGAAUUCGAUCUCCAGAGAAACAGCAGCAGCAGCAGCUACAGAAGCACCAGAAGAAUCACUCCUUCCUCGACCUUCCCUCGACCACGGAACCCGCCAUCGCCACGGACGCCUUCUCUCUCCCACCGUGAAGAUGUGGCCGCCUCCGACCCCUGCAACAACAAGAUCCUCCUCCGCAACUCCUCCAGAUCGUCGGCUGCAUCCAUCAGCUCCGUUAGGAUCCGCUCCCUCCUCCGCUCCUUCCUCAGCCUCUUCUCCUCCUUCCGGCUCCAAACCCUCAUCCCUACCCCCGCCGCCACCCGCCGCUUCCUCUCCCUCUCCUCCUCCUCCUCCUCCGCCUCUUCCUCCCUUCGCCGCAAAGUCACCGGCACCCUCUUUGGCUACCGCCGCGGCGCCGUAUCCUUUGCGGUCCAGGACAGCCCCCAGUCCGAACCCGUCCUCCUCCUCGAGCUCGCCGUCUCCACCUCCGCCCUUGUCAAGGAGAUGUCCUCUGGCCUUGUCCGCAUCGCCCUCGAGUGCGAGAAGGCCGACGACUCCGCCGACCGCCCGCCGAGGCUGUUCCAGGAGCCGGCCUGGACCAUGUACUGCAAUGGGCGCAAGUGCGGGUACGCCGCUUCCCGCGAGUGCACAGAGUCCGACCUGCACGUGCUGAGGACGGUGCGGUCCAUGUCGGUCGGAGCCGGCGUGAUCCCGUUGCUGGCGGACGACGGAAAGAAGGCCGACGCCGGCAUUGACGGCGAGCUGCUGUACAUGAGGGCGAAGUUCGAGCGUGUGGUUGGGAGCCGCGACUCCGAGGCGUUCUACAUGUUGAACCCAGAUGGCAACGGAGGCCCCGAGCUUAGCAUCUUCCUGUUGAGACUAUGAAAGCGGUAGAGAUAGAGAGAUAGAAAGAGAGAGAGAGAGAGGAAGCGACGCGAAGCGAACUCAGUCUCAAAUCUCGCCGGUCGAGAGGGCGAAUGGAAUGAUCCGAGCCGUCAGCUGUGGCGGAGUUGAAGUUCUCAGGAAGAAGACGAAGAAGAAGAAGAAGAAGAAGAAAGAUGGUCAGUCAUACAUUAUACACACCAUCAUGAUGUAAUUCAAUAUAGUCUGUAGUAGUUAUGUGAGAUCUUUACUGUUUCUCUAUUCGCAUCCGAUGGUGACGAUGAUGAUGUCUUUUUUUCAGACGUAUAUGUGGCAUAUACUAUUGUCUUUUUUAUUUGUUUUUUUUUUCCACCUUUCUUUACACACAUGCAUGCAUGAAAAAGAAAAGAAAAAAGAGUUCAAUUUCA
Eucalyptus grandis is the source of this 1459-nucleotide messenger RNA. RefSeq names its product protein MIZU-KUSSEI 1. NCBI's taxonomy places the organism in Eukaryota, Viridiplantae, Streptophyta, Magnoliopsida, Myrtales, Myrtaceae. The record is from RefSeq and is a predicted model, not a curated record. The transcript has a single exon. The coding region runs from base 183 to 1055 and encodes 290 amino acids. Gene Ontology annotation, biological process: hydrotropism.